UUUUGGAAGUUAAAAAAGAAAGGGUUCAGUUUUCCUUUUGGACGCGACGGUGUGUCAUUUAAGACGAGGAAGGUAGCGGCGGACGGUGAGUACAACAAACGCAGAGAAUGGCGGAGGAUGGCGGAACAGCCACAAUGACUGGAAGGAAUGAACACGAAGAAAGAGAAGACGAAAGAGAAACACCGAAAGAGAAGAAAGAGAUGUCUCCAUGGGAGCAGCACUCGGCGGUGAUCAAGCUUCCCCGGUUCGACUACAACGCCCCCUCCACUCUCCUUCAUGGCUCCCAUUCGGGCUUUCUUAUCACUUGUACUAUCAAACGGGAGAAAAGCGCUACCAAGGAAGCAAUCUCUAUACUCCACAAGUUUGCCAGGCCCUUCAGCAAGGGUUCUUAUAACAGUUUGAACGACCUUGAAGAUGAUAACGCUUCUAAGAAAAGAAGGGUAUGCACAGAAGAUGAUGCUGAGGAGUGUUUGGACAACAAGGAAAAGGAAACAGCCUCUGCCACUUCUAACUCUGGAGACGGUAUUGAGUGUAAGCUUUUAAGCGGGAGCGGUAAUAGAGCAGAGACAGAUGCUGAAGGAGUUCCUGGUCUUUCCCUGGUUAAGCUUACAAGGAGUGGUUUGCUUCUCUUUACAUUUCCAGAGGACGCAUUGCCCGACACUGUUGAUAUUGUGUCAAAUAUCAUUCAAGCUUAUGAAUCUGGGAGUGUGAAAUCGCCAGCCUGGUGCCAUCGCGUUUUCCCAAUCCAGGCUACCUGUGGUUUAAAUGAAAAAGAGCUGCAAGAAGUAGUAUCAAUGCUAGUUAAAAAGUUUGUGGAUGAUAAACAGAACAUACUUGAACGACCUGUAAAGUUUGCUGUUGGGUACAACCGAAGAGGAAUUGAAGAGACGAAGUAUGUGAAAGAAAAAUCAAAGGAUUCCAAUGCAUUCAGUUUGCUAGACCGCAAUAAGUGCUUUGGCAUAGUGGCUUCUGCAGUCAAUUGCGUGGUGGGAGAUUCAGUAGUUGACCUCAGGAUUCCAGAGCUGUGUGUUCUUGUCGAAGUGCUCCCCAUUUCCGGAGUGCCAAACGGGUCGAUUGUGGUUGCUGUCUCUGUCCUCCCUAGGAACCUUGUUAGUACGAAGCCUCGGCUCUGCGUCAGGGCCUUGAAUUCAAAUACAAAGGAAGGGUCUAUGGCUGAAUGAGAAGUGCCGGUGAUUCUUUCAGAUGGCUUAUGCUGGAAUACAUGGCGUAUCCCUUAUGACUCUUUGAUACAACUAAAAGUAGCCCCUCUCAAACUCGGCUGAAGGUAUGAGCAAUAGCCUAACAAAUUAUUCUGGCUCUGUUAACAAGUAGAACCUGCUGUCAAUUUUGCACCUAUUUAUAAUGUGGCUAUUAUGUCAAUUGAAUGUGUUUUGUGAACAAAACUGAAACACAAUGGAACCCUAUGGUCUUGUGAUACAUGAGUGGGUUUAUAUGUUGUACUUCACCAAUUUCAAUAUCUUAUGGUAUAUUGAUGAAACCAAAAAUAGUCUGCAUUUGAUAUAGAAUUUUCGGAUAUGCAUGAUGUAUAGUCAAUUUAGUAGUCCAGGUGUAAUUAAACCAUGUUAGGAAGCUUAUUUCUUACAAGCUGAGGUCCAUAAAUUUGACAAUUAAUGUGGUAAUAAGGAUGUGAUGCAGUAUAUAUAAGUUUAUUACUUUGUUUGAUUGUCAUAAUCCAUAAGUUAAUUGUUACAGUUAUGCUACACGCUCCAACUACCAAGUCUAACCAAGUUGGUCCAAACUCAACAAAAAUUAGUUUCAUUAGUGAAAGCGUGAAUACACGCUCCAACUACAUAGAGCGUUCCCGCGCUCCUCCUCCUCCUUUGCGUGUUUCCUCCUCAUCGUCGUUUUUUUAUUGCUACUGUUGUCGCUGCGUUUUUUUUUCUUUUCCUCUUCCUCUUCCAAGUGAUUUUGCAGCAUUAUGUGUUUCUUCUU
Molecule: messenger RNA, 1953 nt
Organism: Arachis stenosperma
Lineage: Eukaryota; Viridiplantae; Streptophyta; Magnoliopsida; Fabales; Fabaceae
Exons: 7
Coding region: 108-1181 (357 amino acids)
Biological process (GO): tRNA modification
Molecular function (GO): RNA binding
Source: RefSeq, a predicted model, not a curated record